Molecule: messenger RNA, 1328 nt
Organism: Mesoplodon densirostris (Blainville's beaked whale)
Lineage: Eukaryota; Metazoa; Chordata; Mammalia; Artiodactyla; Ziphiidae
Gene: CMSS1
Product: cms1 ribosomal small subunit homolog
Exons: 11
Coding region: 107-1105 (332 amino acids)
Cellular component (GO): nucleus; 90S preribosome
Source: RefSeq, a predicted model, not a curated record
AGGCUGAGCGUGCUGCGACGCCGGCAGCCCGGCUCUGAAGUAGCGCGAGUCCCGGCCAGCGCCCGCUCCUCACUGGUGGUCGGGCCACGUCGAGUCCCGCGUGAAGAUGGCAGACGAUCUUGGAGACGAGUGGUGGAAGACCCAGCCGUCAGGAGCAGCCAGCAGCCCAGGCAGUGUCCUUCAUACUCUGAAGACAGGCGACCUUGCAGGAUCCCUCACCCCACAGCUUGCCAGUCUCCACGGAAGAAAGGGUCUAACCAUACUGAGCUGCUGGAUGAGGCGACCCAAAAGCCAGAAGCCAUCUGCCCAGAGCAGACAAGUAGAGGCAGAAGCAUCAGAUGGUGAAGGAGGAGGAGACACAGCAAUGACACAGCAGGAGAGAGCUCCAGUUCCUGCCCUGUCAAAGAAAACUGAACAGCCUAAAGAAUGUUUCUUGAUACAACCAAAGGAAACAAAUGAAGAUGCCACCAAGACCAGGAAGAGGAAAAAGAAGAAAAUUACUGAUGUUCUUGCAAAAUCAGAGCCAAAACCAGGGACACCUGAAGACCUACAGAAGCUGAUGAAGGACUAUUACAGCAGCAACCGCUCAGUGAUUGAAUUAGAAGAACUAACCCUACCAGACUCCUGCUUCCUCAAGGCCAAUGAUUUGACUCACAGUCUUUCAUCAUAUCUAAAAGAAAUCUGCCCUAAGUGGGUGAAACUUCGGAAAAACCACAGUGAGAAGAAAUCGGUCCUGAUGCUGAUUAUCUGUGGCUCUGCUAUCCGAGCCCUGGAGCUCAUUAGGUCAAUGACCGCAUUCAGAGGAGACAGCAAAGUCAUGAAAUUAUUCGCAAAACAUAUAAAGGUCCAGGAGCAGGUAAAAUUGCUGGAGAAGCGUGUGGUACACCUGGGUGUAGGAACUCCAGGGAGGAUUAAAGAACUCAUUAAACAAGGUGGCCUUAAUUUGAACCCCUUAAAGUUUCUGAUUUUUGACUGGAAUUGGAGAGAUCAGAAGUUGAGAAGGAUGAUGGACAUUCCCGAGAUAAGAAAGGAGGUUUUUGAAAUUCUGGAAAUGGGAGUCCUCAGCCUAUGCAAGUCAGAAUCUUUGAAGCUGGGCCUUUUCUAAGUCUGGGUCCUAAUGAAAAUUCCUGUUUUCAUGGUGGGAUUUGCAUGGCUCUGGCCCAUUGCAAGCAGUUGGUAAAUAUCAGCUAUUGUUUUAUUAAGUUGAUUGUAUCACCAGAUGGAUCACUGGGAAUCUUAGGUGGGGAUUCUUUUACAAAAAUGAAUCUGUCCUUUGCCAACUCCCUUGUAUAAUAAAGUAUCACUGGCUUGUGUGUGGUUUUUGUUAA